UUAACGAAUUUGUCUCCUCCAAAAAGAUUCACUUUAGUCAAACCUUCCAGGCACUAAAAGUAAUAUCUGGCCAGAUUAAUUACAUAAAUCCAUCCGCAAUGUAUAAGUCGCUAGUUACUUUGACCGUGACCAUUUUGGUCGUUGUUUCCACCGCGUCGGCUGACAAGGAGAAGAAAGGUGGUCAUCCCAUGCACAACAUGACCUGCAAAGGGGAACCCAUCAAUAUGAAGGCAAUGAUGACGGGUCACAAGGAAUGUCACGAUGAGGUCUUUGGAGUAUCCGCCACAACCGUCAACCCCACCACCAUGACUGCAGAAGCACGCAAGGAAAUGAUGAAAAAGUGGAUGGAAAACUCAGUGUGCAUGAAUGUCUGCACAAUGAAGAAACAUAAGCUGCUCAACGCUGACGGAACUUAUAAUGCGGAAGAGGCUGACAAAUGGGUGAAAGCAGUUUUUCCUAGUGGAGUUCAACCUGCUAUAAAAAAAGCUUUUGAUGAAUGUGCUUCCACCCAUGGCAAGGCAUUUAAUAUGGACAAUAAAUGUGCUGGAUAUAAGGCUUUCAGAGAUUGUAAACUCGCAAAGCUUAUGGAGAUUUGCGAAUUCAAAAAGAGCGAUGCCGGGCCAUCAUCGGAGGAAAUAUAAAAGUUAAAUUUGUGAUUUGUGAUCUUGAAUUAUUGUGAUGUUUCUUUCUAAAUUACAUUCAGUGGGAUGUUUUAAAUAAAUUAUUGGACUUUAUAAUUGGUCAACAUGCA
Folsomia candida is the source of this 751-nucleotide messenger RNA. RefSeq lists its product as uncharacterized. Gene Ontology annotation, molecular function: odorant binding. Lineage: Eukaryota; Metazoa; Arthropoda; Collembola; Entomobryomorpha; Isotomidae. The transcript is spliced from 6 exons. The record is from RefSeq and is a predicted model, not a curated record. Bases 99 to 641 code for a protein of 180 amino acids.